AUCCCAGGAAAUCCCAGUCUUCCUGGUCAAAGGCCUGAGCCACAGGCGUGUCUGCCAGCGGGGGGCAGGGCGCCGGCGUUUCCAGGAUGGAGGCUCGGAGCAGCAGGUGGAGCGGGGUCCCCGGGGGCGCCAAGGCCAUGGCCGCGGCUAGCACGGUGCGGAAGGCAGCGGGCCCGGUGCCCGAGGCGGCCCAGCCGUUCCUCUUCACCCCUCGCUCGGGCCCCGGGCUGGGGAGCAGCGUGGGGCCCCCCCAGGUGGAGUGGGCCGCCCGCCGCCUGGUGUGGGUGCCCUCGGAGCUGCACGGCUUCGAGGCGGCCGCCCUGCGGGACGAGGGCCCCGAGGAGGUGGAGGUGGAGCUGGCCGAGAGCGGGCGCCGGCUGCGGCUGCCCAGGGACCAGGUGCAGCGCAUGAACCCCCCCAAGUUCAGCAAGGCCGAGGACAUGGCCGACCUCACGUGCCUCAACGAAGCUUCCGUGCUCCACAACCUGCGCGAGAGAUACUACUCGGGGCUCAUCUAUGUAAGUGUGGGCCUGGGGCCGCGAGCGCCCGACCCCUCCCCAGGAGCGCACUGCCCAUCACAGAAGUUCGUGGAGAUGUACCGCGGCAAGAAGCGCCACGAGGUCCCGCCCCACGUCUACGCGGUCACCGAGAGCGCCUACCGCAGCAUGCUGCAAGACCGAGAGGACCAGUCCAUCCUGUGCACGGGCGAGUCUGGGGCCGGCAAGACAGAAAACACGAAGAAGGUCAUUCAGUACCUGGCUCACGUGGCCUCGUCCCCCAAGGGCCGGCGGGAGCCUGGGGCCCAGAGCCCGGCCAGCGCGGUGGCCUAUGGCGAGCUGGAGCGGCAGCUGCUCCAGGCCAACCCGGUCCUGGAGGCCUUCGGCAACGCCAAGACCGUCAAGAACGACAACUCCUCGCGCUUUGGGAAAUUCAUCAGGAUCAACUUUGACGUGGCGGGCUACAUUGUGGGAGCCAACAUCGAGACCUACUUGCUGGAGAAGUCUCGGGCCAUCCGCCAGGCCAAGGACGAGUGCAGCUUCCACAUUUUCUACCAGCUUCUUGGGGGAGCGGGGGAGCAGCUCAAAGAGGACCUGCUCCUCCAGCCGUGCUCCGAGUACCGCUUCCUCACCAACGGGCCGGCGUCGUCCCCGGGCCAGGAGCGCGAGCUCUUCCACGAGACCCUGGAGUCGCUGCGUGUCCUGGGCUUCACCCACGAGGAGAUAAUCUCCAUGUUACGGGUGGUCUCCGCCGUCCUCCAGUUCGGAAACAUCUCCCUGAAGAAGGAGCGCCAUUCGGACCAGGCCACGAUGCCGGACAACACAGCGGCCCAGAAGCUCUGCCGCCUGCUGGGUUUGGGGGUGACCGAUUUCUCCCGAGCCCUGCUCUCGCCCCGGAUCAAGGUUGGCCGGGAUUAUGUGCAGAAGGCUCAGACCAAGGAGCAGGCUGACUUUGCCUUGGAAGCCUUGGCCAAAGCCUCCUACGAACGCCUCUUCCGCUGGCUCGUGCUCCGCCUCAACCGGGCCCUGGACCGCAGCCCGCGCCAGGGGGCCUCCUUCCUGGGAAUCCUGGACAUCGCCGGCUUCGAGAUCUUCCAGCUGAACUCCUUCGAGCAGCUGUGCAUCAACUACACCAACGAGAAGCUGCAGCAGCUCUUCAACCACACCAUGUUCGUGCUGGAGCAGGAGGAGUACCAGCGCGAGGGCAUCCCCUGGACCUUCCUGGACUUCGGCCUCGACCUGCAGCCCUGCAUCGACCUCAUCGAGCGGCCGGCCAACCCCCCGGGGCUCCUGGCCCUGCUGGAUGAGGAGUGCUGGUUCCCCAAAGCCACGGACAAGUCCUUUGUGGAGAAGGUGGCCCAGGAGCAGGGCAGCCACCCCAAGUUCCAGCGGCCCCGGCAGCUGCGGGACCAGGCGGACUUCAGCGUGCUGCACUACGCCGGGAAGGUGGACUACAAAGCCAACGAGUGGCUGAUGAAAAACAUGGACCCGCUGAACGACAGCGUGGCCGCCCUCCUGCACCAGAGCACGGACAAGCUCACGGCGGAGAUCUGGAAGGACGGGCCCCCGGGGGGGGCCCCCGGGGGGCGGCACAAAGCCCAGGCCGGGGAGGGGCCCCUCAACCCCCCCCCCCCCCGGGGCCCGGCUGGGGGAAGGGGGGUUUCCCCCCGGCCCGGGGGGAAAAAAAGGAGCCUCAAUAAACUGAGGCACAAGUAUGAGGCCAUGAUGGCCGACAUGGAAGAGCGGCUCAAGCUGGAGGAGAAGAGCCGGCAGGAGCUGGAGAAGACCAAGCGGCGGCUGGACGGGGAGAGCUCCGAGCUGCAGGAGCAGAUGCUGGAACAGCAGCGCCGCGCUGACGAGCUCCGGGCCCAGCUGGGCCGCAAGGAGGACGAGCUCCAGGCCGCCCUGGCCAGGGCCGAGGAGGAGAGCAGCUCGCGAGCCACGCUGCUCAAGUCCCUCCGAGAGGCCCAGGCCGGCCUGGCCGAAGCCCAGGAGGACCUGGAAGCCGAGCGGGUGGCCCGGGCCAAGGCCGAGAAGCAGCGGCGGGACCUAGGGGAGGAGCUGGAGGCCCUGCGGGGGGAGCUCGAAGACACCCUGGACUCCACCAACGCCCAGCAGGAGCUCCGCUGCAGCUUCCUCCAGGAGAGGGGGGAAAUGGACUUCUUGGGCCUGAGCCUAAAGCUUGUCAUUGCUCCCUUGGCCCUGGGCAGGCUGACUCCCCCCGACUGGGCCAUCCAGCCCUCUCGGCAGUGUGGUGCCCUCCUGGCUCUAGGAGAACCCGGGCCAGCUUCGGCCUGGGAUCCAGAUGGGGCUGGAGGCGAGGUGGCUUGCGAGCAAGCUGGGAGGAAGAAGCAGCAUGAGGGCGACACUCCGAGUCGAUGUGAGCCCAGUGAGACACAAGGAGAGCAGGCUGAAUACCUGAGCGGGCAGGACACCAGGGAUUCAAGGAUGACAGGACCAUCAGGCUCAGGAGGGGCAGAUGGGAACCAAUCCCGAUGCAGGCCCCUGAGGGGAGCAGGGGAGGGCAGCUGCAGGAGCGACACUCAGGUCAGCAACCUCAGGAAGAAGUUCAGGCCAGGGGUGCGUGGACUGGGAGGAGAACCCGAGGCAGGGACCUCCGCCGAGAUUUCAGGGCCGGGAGCCUCCACCACCCCUGGCCUGGGAAGCCUAGGGGGUUUCCAUCUUUACUGGCCUUGGGCGCCCUAUGGCAAAUGGUGCAACCCAGGGCUGCCAAAACUCAUUCCGACCCUCCCCGUCUCAAGCAUUCCCCUCAGGGCUCAUGGGGUUCUUGAUAAGCUCUGGGGAGGGAGGCUGUAUCCCUGCGUUAUGGAGGGGCAGGGAGCCGAGCGAAGGAAACCCGAGGAACAGGCAAGAUUUGACUUUCGGCGUUGGCAGAACAGGGCAGACAUGGAGCCAGACCCUCUGGUCGGGGAUGGAGCUUCUUCGGGCAGCAAGGUUGACGUCAGACGGAGCGUGAGCUGGACAUCCUGCCCCGCCCCCUCCCCGCCCCUGGCCCGCCCCCACCUCCAGCUCUGGGGGCAGCUUGGGCCUCCUACCCCCACAUCCAGCGCGGUGCUCCUGCCCAGCCCCUACAUGCGGCGCGGUGCUCCUGCCCGCGCCCCUAAGCCCACCCCCUCCUUGGGUUGCUCCGAGGUGGAGCGCGACGAGGAGCGGAAGCAGAGGGCUUUGGCCGUGGCCGCCCGCAAGAAAGCCGAGCUGGAGCUGGAGGAGCUGAAGGCCCAGGUGGGCUCGGCGGGCCAGGGGAAGGAGGAGGCCCUGAAGCAGCUCCGGAAGACGCAGGCCCAGAUGAAGGAGCUCUGGCGGGAAGUGGAGGAGUCUCGAACCUCCAGGGAGGAAAUCUUCGCCCAGAACCGGGAGAAUGAGAAGAGGCUCAAGAGCCUCGAGGCAGAGCUGCUGAGGCUGCAGGAGGAGCUCGCGGCCUCGGACCGGGCCCGGCGCCAAGCCCAGCAAGAUCGGGACGACUUGGCCGACGAGGCAGCCGGCGGGAACCUAGCCAAGACGGCUCUCCUGGAGGAGAAACGGCAGCUCGAGGGGCGACUGGGCCAGCUGGAGGAGGAGCUGGAGGAGGAGCACGGGAACCUGGAACUCCUGACUGACCGCUACCGCAAGCUGCUGCUGCAGGUGGAGUCACUGACCACCGAGCUAUCGGCGGAGCGCAGCUUCUCCGCCAAGGCCGAGAGCGGGCGGCAGCAGCUGGAGCGGCAGAUGCAGGAGCUGCGGGGCCGCUUGGGAGAGGAGGAUGCCGGGGUCAAGGCCCGCCACAAGAUGCUCAUCGCCGCCCUCGAGUCCAAGCUGGCGCAGGCCGAGGAGCAGCUGGAGCAGGAGAGCAGGUGAGGCCCCGAGCCGGGAGCUCGCUGGGCCUCUGGGAUGCCAGGCAACGCACCCAAGCAUGGGAGGAGAGUGGUUCUCUGGGUGGAUGAGAGGGAGAGAGGAGGGUGAGACCAGCUCCAGGACAGCCGCCCCCCUCCCCCCCCCCCCCAGCUGGAGAAGGGAAACCUGCGGCUGAAGCAGCUGAAACGGCAGCUGGAGGAGGCCGAGGAGGAGGCCUCCCGGGCCCAAGCGGGGCGCCGGCGGCUGCAGCGCGAGCUCGAUGACGUCACGGAGUCUGCGGAAUCCAUGAACCGCGAGGUCACCACCCUGAGGAACCGGCUUCGGCGAGGACCCCUCACCUUCACCACUAGGACCGUGCGGCAAGUCUUCCGCCUGGAGGAAGGGGUGGCCUCCGACGAAGAGGAAGGAGAAGAAGCAGGAGGCGCCAGUCCCCCUGCUCCGGAACCCGAUGUCCCCCCCCAGUCCCAGCCAGAGUGACCCCCUUGUUUAUCUACUGCUCUGCAUCCCUUCCCUUUCUGCUUUCUUGCACUUUGGAGACCCCAGUGCCCAACCCAGGCACUUUAGCCCUUAAGGCCCCCAACCCAAAUCAAGUAAAUGGCGCUGGCUUGGGGAGGGGCUCAGGCUUGCCUUCCCUCCACUCCCCCGUUUGUUCAUCAACAAGGGGGAGGAGGCCUUGGUUUCCCCCCUCUCAUGUUCACUCUCUCCAUGCCUCCCUCUCCGUCCCCACCUUUGUUCCUUUUUCCCCCAGCUUCCCUCUUGCCAGCUCCAACACCCUCAUCUCUCCAUCCUUUCAUCUCUCCCUUCUCAUUUCCGUCUCUCUUCCACCGUCAUCUUCAUAUUCUCAUUUCCAUCUCCCUUUCUUCCAUGCUCAUCCCCAUAUUCUCCUCUCAUUUCUUCUCAUGUUUUCACCUCUUUCGUCCCUCUCACCUCCCCCCAUCCUCAUCUUUUGCCUCCCUUUGUCUCCUCCACACUUAGCAUGGUGCCUGGUGCAUAGCAGGUGCUUCCUAAUGGUUUGCGCUUGCUUCAUCUCCAAAUUACUUCAUCUCCUGCUCCCCAUCUCGGCUCGUUUCCUUCUCCCUUCGUCUCGUGUCCCUGCUCCCCAUCUUCUCCCCUCCUCAUCUCCCCCCCUUCUGCCAUCUCCCCCAUCUCCUUCCUUCCUCCAUUCCCCGGUCCCGCCCCCUCAUCACUGUCUUGCUCGGGUUCUCGUUCCCGGCCCCCUCCUCUGCCUCCUCUUGGCCCUUCCCAUUCCCCCGGCCGAUGCUCUGGUGGCUUGUGUGAUUUAGGUUGGAAUUUCAGGGUCAGAUAGAACAGCAGCACUUGUCCUAUUCCCCCGAUCCCGAGCCUUUCCCUUCCCACUCCCAAGGAAAUAAACCUCAAAGCCUCAA
Sarcophilus harrisii (Tasmanian devil) is the source of this 5734-nucleotide messenger RNA. RefSeq names its product myosin-14. Gene Ontology annotation, cellular component: myosin complex. Gene Ontology annotation, molecular function: ATP binding; actin filament binding; cytoskeletal motor activity. The record is from RefSeq and is a predicted model, not a curated record. The transcript has 31 exons. Lineage: Eukaryota; Metazoa; Chordata; Mammalia; Dasyuromorphia; Dasyuridae.